Molecule: messenger RNA, 537 nt
Organism: Venustampulla echinocandica
Lineage: Eukaryota; Fungi; Ascomycota; Leotiomycetes; Helotiales; Pleuroascaceae
Exons: 1
Coding region: 1-537 (178 amino acids)
Source: RefSeq, a predicted model, not a curated record
AUGGAAAAUCAAAGCUACAUCUCCAUCCCGAUCCUAGAUGAGCUUGUUGCUUUCGUCGAAAACGGUUCCGUUUACGAAGAUGCCGUGAAAUCCAUGGGAUCCGGAAUCCUGAACUACUACUUCCCAGCCAUUAACGGCUACAGCGUCGGCCCUGAACAGAAUCGUAAUAACUUUUAUCCCGACUCCAUCAUCUUCCGAAUCCAGCGUCGUUGGGCAGGAGACAGAGGCCUUGUGGAUCAUACUCUUGCAGAAGCGACGAAGGCAGCCGAUGCUCUGGAACCCUCUUUGGCACAGCUUACGACCGCCCUAGAGAAUGCCAUUACUGAACAUGGUCGCUGCUGGGCCGUGCUUUUCCAUGGCUGUGAAAUUAGAUUCUAUGAGUAUCACGACAACUUGCCACUGAAGCACCGCCUGGUUCAAUGGGCAGAGGCUGGAGACCCAGCUGAAACGGUGUACCAUGUCCGCAACAACUCGGGAACGAUCGACCGGAUGCUAUGCCACAUGGGUCAGACUGCUGAACCCCCUAUACGACUCUGA